Molecule: messenger RNA, 1025 nt
Organism: Aspergillus steynii IBT 23096
Lineage: Eukaryota; Fungi; Ascomycota; Eurotiomycetes; Eurotiales; Aspergillaceae
Product: ceramidase
Exons: 7
Coding region: 13-825 (270 amino acids)
Biological process (GO): ceramide biosynthetic process; ceramide catabolic process
Cellular component (GO): endoplasmic reticulum membrane
Source: RefSeq, a predicted model, not a curated record
CCCCGGACUAGCAUGGUUUCCUCCCUUGUGUCACCCUUCUGGGGCCCCCAGACCUCGUAUCUGAACUUCUGCGAAGAGGACUACGUCGUAACUCGAUAUGUCGGCGAGUUUAUCAACACUCUAAGCAGCUUCGUUUAUGUCAUCUACGGAAUCUACGGUCUAUUGCAGCUUCAUCGGAAUGGACGAACCGGGUCCCGAUCGAUCACGUAUUGCGGGUUGAUCGGGGUAGGCAUUUGUUCCGGAGGCUACCAUAUGACACUAAAGUACCAUACUCAGAUGUCGGAUGAACUUUCGAUGCAUCUUCUGACCACGCCCCUGCUGUAUCGCAUCCUUACUUUCCAGACGACUCCGCAGUAUACCAGCAUGGUGCGGGUCCUUCUCUCGCUUCUCUUCACGAUCGUCAUGGUUGUGCAUAUGGUCAUGGAUGAGUUUCUGCUCCAUGCCGUCACGUUUGGUCUGGCGGUUUACUUGAUCGCGACGCGAACGCUCAAGCUCAUUCCCCAGCAAAUCCCCGACCCUGUGACGAGGAAGAAUAUCCAAAGCAUAGCUAUUUUUGGCUGCUUCAGUUUUGUCUUUGGUUACAUCGUGUGGUUAAUUGACGACUGGGCGUGUCAGUAUUUGACCAGCACAAGGCACUUCAUUGGUCUGCCCUGGGCAUUUUUGUUGGAACUGCACGGAUGGUGGCAUGUCUUCACUGCUAUCGGUGGGUACAUUGCUGUCGCGCUUAUCGACAUGAUCACGUCGGGCGAAGUGGACAAGAAUUCCACGAAACGUCUUGCCUGGCCUCUUCCUGCUGUGGCGAGGUUCGUGGGAACCGCCAAGUGAGAUUCGAGGAUUAGGUCUUGCUCCUCGAUAAAAAGACAGUCGAGCAGAUCUAGCCCUGGGGAUUAAAUGUCAACGCUACAUCCCCAACAGCUACGAACCCCUCGAUAUGGAACACAGUGGCACAAGGUGAUUGUUGUCAUCUGUUGGAAUCAUUGACGACGUCAUUCGCAGAGCCUCUAGUGACAAGCAUUACAAGCUCC